AUGGCCGCGGAAGUGCCCGGCCCCCCGGGCCUCCUCGUCCUCUGGCUCUUACCGCCGCUCCUUCUGCUUCUGGGGGCGCCGGCACGGUCAACCGGAGAACUAAGGUCACCGGCAGCGUCGGGUGUGGAAUCGCUGCUGGAGGAGUUCCGCCGCCAGCUGCAGCUUGAGAGGGAUCCCUCCGGCGGCCGCAGCAACGAGCUGGAGGAAGCGGCCGGCCACUGCCGAGGAGGGACUGAAGGAGCAGCCGGCGGCGGCGGGAGUUUCUUCUCGGUCAGGUCCGACUCCAUCAUCCGCACCAAGGACUCCAUCGCGGCGGGUGCCACGUUCCUCGGCUCCCCGAGCUCGGUGGCUGGUCCCAGGCAUUGCCUGGAUGCCUGCUGCGCCGAUGCCCGCUGCACCCUCGCCGUCUUGCAGCAGCAGCAGCAGCAAUCGGCCUCGGUCCGCUGUUAUCUCUUCAGCUGCACCUAUCGUGGCCGCGCCGUCUGUGUCUUCUCCCCUCAGCGCGGCUACAACAGCUACUUCCUGGAACCCACCAGCCACCCUCCUCCGGCUUUGGACACUGAUGAGCCUCCUCUUAGCAAGGCGGGAGAAGAUAUUAUUCUUCAGCUACCUGUUGACUGGGUUAUUCUGGAUGGCAGAGAAAGUGUGGAUGACCAUGGAAUCACACGAUUUGAAUGGACAUUACUUCAAGGUGCAUCAUCAGUUGAUAUGCAGGUACCUCAGCCAGGAACACUGAAGCUCUCUCAUAUGCCAGAAGGAAAAUACACACUGCAGUUGACUGUGACUGACACAGCUGGACAAAGGAGUUCGGAUAACAUCUCAGUGACUGUACUUCCAAUGAUUCAUUCUGAGUUAGGUUGUGUUGGGAAGUGUUCCCGUUACCAGUUCCUCUGUGAUGAUGGCUGCUGCAUUGACAUCACUUAUGCCUGUGAUGGGGAGAUCCACUGUCCUGAUGGGUCAGAUGAAGCUUUUUGCCAGAAGUAUAAUUCAGGACAGAAUGCAAUAACUCACAUAGAGACUAUUCAACAAAAUUCAGCUGAAUUAAUGAAAAAGGCCAAUGAACACCUUACAUUUGAAAUCACCCAGACAAGUACACUAAGCGGUCAAGUAUUUGAACCAGAGAAAAUCAAACAAUCACCCUCUCAGGGACCAAAGAAACAAACUACCAGGUUUAUACCAGAGCAAUGCUUGCUCCCCCUAGCCACUGGCUCAUGCAACAGACACCUCCCUCGCUGGCAUUUCGAUGCUUUUUCAGGCACUUGCAUGCAUUUCAUCUAUGGUGGCUGCAAAGGCAAUGAAAACAACUUUCUUCAGGAAUCUGACUGCCUUGCUGAAUGUGUAAAAGUUCAUGAUUCUAGAAUCUCAGGGAAAGACACAGAUAAGAAUGACAAUGAUAUUGUGGGCUUGAAGAGCACGCAGAUUGAAAAGAGCCUUCCAGUCCCAGAAACAGGUGCUGUACUUCCACUGGCUUUGGGGUUAGCCAUCACUGCUUUGCUGCUACUCAUGGUUGCUUGCCGUUUGCGGUUAGUCCGGCAGAAAUUAAAGAAAGCGCGACCCACUACAUCUGAGGAGUCAGAUUACCUCAUAAAUGGAAUGUAUCUCUAGAGCAAGAUUCAGGAUACCUUUUUUGCUAUCAAGCUUUCUCACAAAAGUGUGCCUCUUGCAUCUCACAAUUCUCUUUUUAAAAGUGAAAACUGUGUUACCAAAAUAAGCGACCAUCUUCCCAAAAUUUUCUUUUAAGGCCUAUGAUAGAUGAGCACCAGUUGUUUUUCAAACUUGGCAACUUGAAGAUGUGUGGAUUUCAACUCCUAUAGUUUUCCACCCUGCAUACAAUUCCAGGAGUUGAAGUUGACACCUCUUCAAAUUGCCACAGUUGAGAAACACUAAUGUACAGUUGUAAUGGCAUGUAGUAGCUUUCACCAACAUCGUGUCCUCCACGUGUUUUGAUCUACAAUGCCUUUCAUCCUCAAGCCAACAGGAAGCUCUAGUAUGGAAUUACUUUUAAGAAUAGCCUAUUCUUGGCAAUAAUGGAGGUAUGAGCUAAUCUGACUUAUCUGUUGCAAUCUCACCAAAACAUAAUCGCAUUACUGGUGAAUAAGUGCAAUGCCGCUAAAGCUUAAAAUACAUUUAGUGUGCAAAAAAAUUUAUUUUAAACUUACCCUCUCUUUACGCUCUUCAGUCAUUUCUAUUUUGCAAACUAGUUUUGUGUGGUGAUAAAACCCAAUUUAAAAUACUGCAAGCAAGUGGUUGAUCCAUACUCCUGCAAUAGCAUGAUGUCCUGUUGCAGUAGCCCACAUCACAGCAGGAAUUGAUACAGCAGUCACAUCUAACCAAAUAUAUUUUUGCAAAUGCUUUGACUCGUUAUAGGACAUUACUUUCCAAUUCUUUAAGUAAAGCUUGCUUUUAACGUGACAUUAUGAUCUAGUCAAGGUAUUUUCCCAUGAAAAAUUGCACUUGGAAUAUAUAAAUGGAGACUUGGAAUUCACAUGUCAGCUUCCUUUUCUACAAUGGAUGCAGCAGACACUGUACACCUAAAAGCAUCUUAUUGGUUUCCACAGGCUGGUCUUAGAGGAUACAAGAGAUUAUAUGAUGGAAAUGAUGUACUGUGCAUCAUGUGUAACAUGUUGAGUGAUAAAAAUGACAUAAUUUAUAUCAUGUGUGUGAUGAUGUCAUUACACUUGAAAAACCAUUUUGACUUCAAUCCGAUGACUAUGAAGUAACCCACUUCUCUUUAAUGAAUUAGGAAAUCAGGCAUAGAGUUCUCAUUAUAUCGCAUAACAGUUCUGACAUCCACAGUACUUUGCCUGGUUCUUCUCAGUGCAGCCGGGCUCUGCUCAAUUGUAAUCAGACAGUACUAGAUCAUCUAUGGGAAACUGCAGUCUUGACUUAUGCAUUGGAAAUACUUUUGUUUGCAGAUGAGCACCAAUUUUAGCCUCUCUUUUAUCUCUGAGGAAGGCAUGACAGUUUCACCAUAUUACUUUAAAAUUAGCUGCUCUAU
Messenger RNA from Protobothrops mucrosquamatus (brown spotted pit viper), 2998 nucleotides. RefSeq names its product LDL receptor related protein 11 (gene LRP11). The transcript has 8 exons. Lineage: Eukaryota; Metazoa; Chordata; Lepidosauria; Squamata; Viperidae. The record is from RefSeq and is a predicted model, not a curated record. Gene Ontology annotation, molecular function: serine-type endopeptidase inhibitor activity; protein binding. The coding region runs from base 1 to 1605 and encodes 534 amino acids.